AAUGUCAGACAUCAGAAAGAUAGCUAUCAAGAAGCAUUGGCUAAGCAUCAAAAGAGGUUCAAAGGGCAGAAGGAGAAGUUACAUAAAUGGAAGAUGGCCCUGCAUCAAGUUGCUGACUUCUCUGGCUAUCAUUUCAAAGAUGGGUACCCACCUUACCAAUCUUUUUAUUUUAUUGAAAAUUAGUCUACGUAUCAAGACAUGGAUACAAUGCUUCUAGUUUAACUUAAUUAAACUUUAAUGUUUGGAACAGGGAUGCAUACCAGUACGAGUUUAUUGGGAGAAUUGUUGAACGGGUUUCUAGGGUGAUUAAUCAUGCUCGUUUACAUGUUGCGGAUUACCCAGUUGGCCUACUGUCACAGGUGCUGAAAGUCAAGAAACUUUUGGAUGUUGGAUCGGAUGAUGUUGUCCACAUGAUAGGGAUCCAUGGAAUGGGUGGGUUAGGAAAAACAACACUUUCUCUAGCAGUUUAUAAUUUGAUUGCUGAUGAUUUUGAUAGUUCAUGUUUUCUUCAUAAUGUAAGAGAAGAAUCAAAUAAACAUGGGUUAAAACACCUCCAGACCGUCCUUCUUUCAGAAAUACUUGGGGAGAAGGACAUCAACUUAGCAAGUGUGCAAAGAGGAAUUUCAGUGAUACAGCAAAGACUUCGUAGAAAGAAAGUUCUCUUGAUUCUAGAUGAUGUUGACAACAGAAAGCAGUUACAAGCAUUUGCUGGAAGAUCUGAUUGGUUUGGUCCCGGCAGCAGGGUUAUCAUUACCACUCGAGACAAACAGCUGCUAAAAUCUCAUGAGAUUGAAAGAACUUAUGUGGUGAAGGAAUUGAAUAAGAAUGAUUCUCUUCAAUUGCUUGUAUGGAAUGCUUUCAAAAGGGAAAAAGUUGAUCCAAGAUACGAGGACGUGUUGAAACGUGUAGUAACUUAUGCUUCUGGUCUUCCAUUGGCUAUAGAAGUAAUAGGUUCCAACUUGGUUGGAAAAAGUGUAGAAGAAUGGGAGUCUGCGAUUGAACAUUACAAAAGAAUUCCUAACGGUCAAAUUCUAGAGAUACUUAAAGUAAGUUUUGAUGCUUUGGGGAAAGAAGAAAAAUAUGUCUUUCUUGACAUCGCCUGUUGCUUCAAAGGAAGUAGUUUGAAAGAAGUUGAACGUAUACUUGGUGUUCUUUAUGAUAACAACAUGAAACAUCAUAUUGGAGUGUUGGUGGAAAAAUCUCUCAUAAAGGUUGGGCGUGGAUGGUUUGAUGUAAUUGAAAUGCACGACUUGAUUGAGGACAUGGGUAGACAAAUUGACCUGCAAAAGUCGCCCACAGAGCCAGGGAAGCGCAGGAGAUUAUGGUUAGGGAAAGAUAUCAUUCAUGUGUUAAAAGACAACAAGGUAAGUAAGCUUCUUCGACCACUGAUAUGCUUUCUUAACUUGAUUUAAUAUUUUUAUAUCAUCUGUUCACAUCAUAAUAAUUUUUUUCUCUUAACAAUUUCCCAGUUCUCUUAACACGUGAAUUUUUUUGAUUCGUGAAUGUGAGUUUUGCAUUAACAGGGAACUAGAGAAACUGAAAUCAUAUGCCUGGAUUUGUCUAUAUCUGAGAAAGAAGAGACGCUAGAAUGGAAUACCAACGCCUUCAUAAGGAUGAAAAAC
Vigna umbellata (rice bean) is the source of this 1622-nucleotide messenger RNA. Lineage: Eukaryota; Viridiplantae; Streptophyta; Magnoliopsida; Fabales; Fabaceae. The record is from RefSeq and is a predicted model, not a curated record.